AUGGACCACUCUGCUCCAGAGAAGCAGCCAGAGAACGGAACAUGGCUGGUGACCGAGUUUGUGCUGGUGGGAUUCUCCAACCUUCCAGACCUGAGGACCACACUCUUCACAUUGUUCCUCCUCACCUACCUGGUCACCCUCAGUGGCAAUGUCACCAUUAUCACCAUCAUCCAUGUAGACUGCACCCUCCACACGCCCAUGUACCGCUUCUUGGCUACCCUGUCCCUGUCUGAAACCUGCUAUACACUGGUCACCAUUCCCAAUAUGCUGGCCCAUUUGCUGAUGGAGACAGCCAUCUCCAUUGCUGGUUGUCGUGCUCAGAUGUUCUUCUUCCUGGGUCUGGGCUGCAGUCACUGCUUCCUUCUUCCCCUGAUGGGUUAUGAUAGGUAUGUAGCCAUCUGUCAUUCCUUGCGCUACUCAGUGAUCAUGAGGCCCACUGUCUGCUUCUGCUUGGGAGCCUUGGUUUUCUGCUCUGGCUUCUUGGUGGCCUUGAUUGAGACUUGCUUGAUCUUCUCCUCUUCCUUUUGCCAUGGAGACCGUGUGGAACAUUUCUUCUGUGACAUUGCCCCUGUGCUAAAGCUCAGCUGCUCAGAGAGUGUGCGCAAGGCUCUGGGCAUCUUCUUUUUGAGCAUCUUGGUGGUGCUGGUCUCCUUCCUCCUUAUCCUCCUCUCCUACGCCUUCAUAGUGGCUGCCAUCCUGCGGAUCUCCUCUGCCUCUGGUAGGCGUAAAGCCUUCUCCACCUGUGCGGCCCACCUCACCGUGGUCAUUGUGCAUUUUGGCUGCGCCUCCAUCAUCUACCUGCGGCCGGACUCUGGGGCAAACCCUGACCAGGACCGCCUAGUGGCUGUGUUCUACACCGUGGUGGCACCUCUGCUGAACCCAGUGGUAUAUACUCUGAGGAACAAGGAGGUGAGGGUGGCCCUGAGGAGGACCCUGGAGCGCAGCUGUGGGGUGUUGAAAUAA
This is a messenger RNA of Castor canadensis (American beaver), 963 nucleotides long. The record is from RefSeq and is a predicted model, not a curated record. Lineage: Eukaryota; Metazoa; Chordata; Mammalia; Rodentia; Castoridae.